AUGCCACGCUCCUUCCUGGUGAAGAGCAAGAAAGCUCACACCUACCACCAGCCCUGCGUGCAAGAGCACGACGUGGUCUGGCCUCCUGCCUUCGCGCCUGUGGCCAGGGACCAGGUCCCGAGCAACAGCCCUGUCCUCAGCACGUUGUUCCCAAACCAGUGCCUGGACUGGACAGAUCUCAAGCGGGAGCCAGAGUUGGAGCCGGACCAGAGCUUGAGCAGGAUGACCUCAGCACCAAAGGGCCCCAUUGUGAUGUCCCGACCCCAAUAUGGUGAAUCCGACUCACCCCCAUUCUACAAGCCCAGCUUCUCCUGGGACACCCUGGCCUCAUCCUACAGCCACAGCUACCAUCAGGCCCCCUCCACCAUGCAGUCCGCCUUCCUGGAGCGCUCCGUCAGCCUGUAUGGCAGCCCUCUGGUGCCCAGCACCGAGCCCCCCUUGGACUUCAGCCUCCACUACUCCCCAGGCAUGGACGCAUACCACUGCGUCAAGUGCAGCAAGGUGUUCUCCACUCCACAUGGGCUCGAAGUGCAUGUCCGACGCUCCCACAGCGGGACUCGGCCCUUCGCCUGUGAUGUCUGCGGCAAAACCUUCGGCCACGCCGUCAGCCUGGAGCAGCACACACACGUCCACUCCCAGGAGCGCAGCUUUGAGUGCCGGAUGUGUGGCAAAGCCUUCAAGCGCUCGUCCACCCUGUCCACCCACCUGCUCAUCCACUCGGACACGCGGCCCUACCCCUGCCAGUUCUGCGGCAAGCGCUUCCACCAGAAGUCAGACAUGAAGAAGCACACGUACAUCCACACUGGUGAGAAGCCCCACAAGUGCCAGGUGUGUGGGAAGGCCUUCAGCCAGAGCUCCAACCUCAUCACCCACAGCCGCAAGCACACAGGCUUCAAGCCCUUCAGCUGUGAGCUGUGCACCAAGGGCUUCCAGCGCAAGGUGGACUUGCGGCGGCACCGGGAGAGCCAGCACAGUCUCAAGUGA
Messenger RNA from Galeopterus variegatus (Sunda flying lemur), 984 nucleotides. It is a transcript of the gene GFI1B, whose product is annotated as growth factor independent 1B transcription repressor. Gene Ontology annotation, biological process: regulation of transcription by RNA polymerase II. Gene Ontology annotation, molecular function: RNA polymerase II cis-regulatory region sequence-specific DNA binding; DNA-binding transcription activator activity, RNA polymerase II-specific. Gene Ontology annotation, cellular component: nucleus. The coding region runs from base 1 to 984 and encodes 327 amino acids. The record is from RefSeq and is a predicted model, not a curated record. Lineage: Eukaryota; Metazoa; Chordata; Mammalia; Dermoptera; Cynocephalidae. The transcript has 6 exons.